This is a messenger RNA of Amborella trichopoda, 1558 nucleotides long. RefSeq names its product alpha/beta-Hydrolases superfamily protein (gene DLAH). Lineage: Eukaryota; Viridiplantae; Streptophyta; Magnoliopsida; Amborellales; Amborellaceae. Gene Ontology annotation, molecular function: glycerophospholipase activity. Gene Ontology annotation, biological process: lipid metabolic process. The record is from RefSeq and is a predicted model, not a curated record.
AUGAGAAUUUCUGUUAUUAAAUCUAGUCUUCAAGUCCAUGAAAAAUACAAUCAAGGCCUUCAUAUCCCAAAACCUCUUCAUUUGAGCCCACCCCGAGACCAUGAAAUCCCUGCUGACUCUCCAAAGCAAGACAUCCAUGAGAGAUGGCAAGAGAUCCAUGGUUCAAACCACUGGCAAGGCCUUCUCAAUCCCCUCCAUCCGUGGCUCCAAAGAGAGAUAAUCAAAUACGGAGAGCUUGCGCAAGCAACAUAUGAUGCCUUCGAUUUUGAUUGUUUCUCUCAUUACUGUGGAAGCUGUAGGUAUAGUCCCUCUCGUCUCUUCCAAAAGCUUGGCCUCACCAGGUGUGGAUACAAGGUGACUAAGUAUUUAUAUGCUAUGUCCCAUGUGGAUCUGCCCCAUUUGUUGAACCGCUCGUUAACAGGCAACAAGUGGAGCCGAGACUCAAAUUGGAUGGGUUAUGUGGCUGUUAGUGACGACAACGAGUCACAACGUAUUGGUCGCAGAGAUGUCAUAGUAGCAUGGAGGGGCACAGUUACCCCUCUAGAAUGGGUUGAAAACAUCCAAGAGAGGCUAGAGAGUAUAGAACAACAUGAUGUGGAUGUCAAGGUUGAGCAUGGCUUCCUUAGCAUAUUCAGGUCCAAGAGUGAGGCAACAAGGUACAAUAAGAGUAGUGCUUGUGAGCAAGCUAUGAGAGAGAUUGAGCGUGUUGUUAGCUUCCAUAGAGAAAGAGGAGAGGGAGUUAGCCUCACUAUAACUGGCCAUAGCCUUGGUGGUGCCCUGGCACUUUUGAAUGCCUAUGAAGCCGCUAUCUCCCAACUCGACAUUCCAAUCGCUGUAUUCUCUUUUGCGGCUCCUAGGGUUGGGAACACGGCCUUUCGGGACAGGCUCAAACACUUGGGGGCGAAGACAUUACGCGUGGUUAUUAAACAAGAUGUGGUGCCUAAGAUGCCAGGUAUUGUAUUUAAUGAAGGCAUGAAGAAGUUUGAGGAAAUCACUGGGUCUUUGCAGUGGAUGUACACUCACCUUGGUGAAGAGCUCAGUCUAGAUGUGAGCUCCUCUCCUUUCCUAAAGCAUGCUUGGAACCCAAUUGGGUUCCAUAGCCUUGAGACAUACUUGCACCUAGUGGAUGGAUACUCGAGCCAAAAUGAGCCAUUUAGCCAUGCUGCAAAGAGAGAUAUAGCACUUGUCAACAAGGCUUGCAACAUGGUGGUGGAUGAGCUUAGGAUACCCCCUUGUUGGCACCAAUUAGCUAACAAAGGCUUGGUACAAAACAGCUAUGGCAGGUGGGUUCAUCCAGAAAGAGAUGUUGAGGAUAUACCUUGUCCCUUGGGCUCAAAUUUAAGUUACACUUGAGAAUCAUUGAUUUUGUGACUUGACCCUUUAGUGAGAUUCAUUGAUUUUGUGACUUGACUCUUAAGUUACCACUUGUGUGGUAGUGUUGCAAUUACCACUUUUGUGGUAGUGUUGCAGUUUACCAUGACUCUAGUGGUGAAGAUUUGAAAAUGAGAGGUUUAUGUAGAGCAUAGAGGAGCACCUAGUUGGAGUUUCCUCUUCCAGU